GUGCCCUCUUGAGGAAUCCUUGAGUACUGCAGGAGCCAGGCUGGACAGGAGAAUAUUUUGCUCUGGUCAUCCAGCAGAACCAAUUACAGCAGAAACAGAUACAUAAGUGGGGGAGAAGAGGACAAAGAUACUCAGAGAGAAAAAGUAAAGGACCGAAGAAGGAGACUGGAGAGACCAGAAUCCUUCCAGCUGAACAAAGUCAGCCACAAAGCAGACUAGCCAGCCGACUACAACUGGACUCAGACCCAAAGACAUGGGCUUGUUAGAAUGCUGUGCAAGAUGUCUGGUAGGGGCCCCCUUUGCUUCCCUGGUGGCCACUGGAUUGUGUUUCUUUGGUGUGGCACUGUUCUGUGGUUGUGGACAUGAAGCACUCACUGGCACAGAAAAGCUAAUUGAGACCUAUUUCUCCAAAAACUACCAAGACUAUGAGUAUCUCAUUAAUGUGAUCCAUGCCUUCCAGUAUGUCAUCUAUGGAACUGCCUCUUUCUUCUUCCUUUAUGGAGCCCUCCUGUUGGCUGAGGGCUUCUACACCACCGGCGCAGUCAGGCAGAUCUUUGGCGACUACAAGACCACCAUCUGCGGCAAGGGCCUGAGUGCAACGUUUGUGGGCAUCACCUAUGCCCUGACCGUUGUAUGGCUCCUGGUUUUUGCCUGCUCUGCUGUGCCUGUGUACAUUUACUUCAAUACCUGGACCACCUGCCAGUCUAUUGCCUUUCCCAGCAAGACCUCUGCUGGUAUAGGCACUCUCUGUGCUGAUGCUAGAAUGUAUGGUGUUCUCCCAUGGAAUGCUUUCCCUGGCAAGGUUUGUGGCUCCAACCUUCUGUCCAUCUGCAAAACAGCUGAGUUCCAAAUGACCUUCCACCUGUUUAUUGCUGCAUUUGUUGGGGCUGCAGCCACGCUGGUUUCCCUGCUCACCUUCAUGAUUGCUGCCACUUACAACUUUGCCGUCCUUAAACUCAUGGGCCGAGGCACCAAGUUCUGAUCUCCCAUAGAAUUUCCCCUUUCUCUAAUAGCAAGGCUCUAACCACAUAGCCUACAAUGCUGCAUCUCCCAUCUUAAUGCUGCCUUUGCCACUGACUGGCCCUCUUAUUACUUGAUGAGUAUAACAAGAAAGAGUCUUGCAGUGAUUAAUGUCUCUCUGUGGACUCUCCCUCCUAUGUACCUCUUUUAGUCAUUUUGCUUCAUAGCUGGUUCCUGCUAGAAAUGGGAAAUACCUGAGAAGGUCAAUCCCCAGCUGCAAGUCACAAAGUAAUGGAGGCUCUAAUUCAGUUUCCAAGCAUCUCCUGAAGACCAGGAAGUGCUUUCUUCUCAAAGGACACUUCCUCUAAUGGAAACAAAGUAGGAAGAAAGAUGCUAAGGUAGAAGAGAAGGAAUGUCCUUGCUCCACUUGCCAUCAAUAGGGGACAAAUAUAUUCUCCUUGGUGUACAAACCAGAGAAGUCACUUCUUUCUCUAUUACCACUGAAGAUAAAAGGAAAUAAAAUGAAUGCUAGCAAAACAGUAAGAAUGUUUGCCCAAGUUUGCCUAUUGCAACUGGGAGAAGGGGGUCGAAGCAAGGAUCUUUCACCCUUAGAAAGAGAGCACUGACCCCCUGUGGCAAUGAACUAUUUAAGCCCUAACUCAGCCAACCUUACUUAUAGCAUAAGGGAAGGUAGUAUCUAUGUAGACUAAGGGGGUUAUCUGACCUUACACCUCAUUAGGAAGAGAAACAGGGUAGUGUCAACAUCUUCUUAUCCCCUGCUCCUGGAUAACAGCUACCAUGACAAUAUUAUGGUUUCUAAGGAGCUGAGAAUAGAAAGAAACUAGCUCAUAAGAAAGAAGAGUGGCCUAAGGAGCAGCAGUGUUGGUGGCUAACAGUGUAACUUGAGCUGGCCAUUUGGUAGAGUCUGGAUAGAUAACACUUUGAAUAGCAUGUCUUUUUUUCUGAUAAUUACUUGUGUACUCUGGUCUCUGUCAUAUCUUCACAAUGGUGCUCUUUUCCUGGGGUUUAUCCAUUCAGUCACAGUAGGUGAUUUGAAGAUCUUGAUUUGUUUCAAUUAAUGCACAUCUCACAUUUUCCAACUUGUUUCUCACUUGUUUGGGAUUGUAUCAGAAAGGUCUGCAGAAUGAUUCUUUGAUUAUAAUUAUUUUUUAAAAAGAAGGAAAUUGGACAAUAAGCAUCACAAAUGAUGUUUAAAAGCCACUAGUUCCAAGAAUCUGAGACUUUUUUUGCAAGUAUUCUGCCCUUUGCAGAAACAGAUUUGAUGAAUUUGAACCUCAAUUUGAAUAACCCAUUUGGUCAUUUUUUUCUGCCUACUGAAAGAUGAUUUUGCUUAGUGAUGUUCUCUUUGCAUGUUAAAAGUUAGGCUUAACAUGAAGGUUACUUUCUCCUGGUAUAGAUCACAUAACAAUGCCCCCAGCGGUCAGCUAUAAAGGAUCAAAAGAACUUGUAACCUGGAUAGUUCCCAGAUUUCAGUGUUUUUCUGUUUUUGUUAACUUUGGGGUUUUAAAAAAAUCCAAUUGGUUUUUAGUGAAGGCAAGAUUUUUACUAUAGCUCUUUUGUUGCAAAGAAUUGUUUUGUUCUUUCCUCCCAACGUGGUUUCAGCAAAGUUUAAGGAGAUAUAAGAUCUUCAAGAUAAGACACUUGAUACUUGUUUUCAGACCAGUAUACAAGAUAAGCUUCCUGGCUGCCCAGAGCAAAGAGAGGAAAAAGUUCUGUAAGAAACCAAUCAAGAUCAAGGAAGUGAAGUAAUCCAUACCUUGUGUUUUGUUUUUAUUCAAUAACAACGAAUAACCAACCCUUCCCUGAAAACCUUACAUGCAUCCAUACACACAUGUACACACACAAAGAAAGUUAAUCAACUGAAAGUGUUUCCUUCAUUUCUGAUAUAGAAUUUUGAUUUUAACACACAUAAAGAAUAAACUUUUAGAAACUUAUCUUACAAAAUGUAUUUUAUAAAAUUAAGGAAAAUAAAAUUAAGAAUGUUCUCAAUCAAA
Molecule: messenger RNA, 2975 nt
Organism: Dipodomys ordii (Ord's kangaroo rat)
Lineage: Eukaryota; Metazoa; Chordata; Mammalia; Rodentia; Heteromyidae
Gene: Plp1
Product: proteolipid protein 1
Exons: 8
Coding region: 254-982 (242 amino acids)
Biological process (GO): central nervous system myelination; axon development
Cellular component (GO): myelin sheath; plasma membrane
Molecular function (GO): structural constituent of myelin sheath
Source: RefSeq, a predicted model, not a curated record